This is a messenger RNA of Rana temporaria (common frog), 910 nucleotides long. RefSeq names its product phosphatidylethanolamine-binding protein 4-like. The transcript has a single exon. The record is from RefSeq and is a predicted model, not a curated record. Lineage: Eukaryota; Metazoa; Chordata; Amphibia; Anura; Ranidae. Bases 223 to 825 code for a protein of 200 amino acids.
UUGCUUUAAUUUUUUUUUCUUUCUCUUUGUGGCCGCCCUCUCCUCACAUAAGUUAAAAUAUUAUGCAAAAAACAAACUUCUUCUUAGAUAAGAUGAUGAAACAGCUAAACGGUUAACUGAUAACACCAAAGUCAUGUGGGAUAACAUCAUUCAAAGUAACCUCCGAUGAAAGCUAACAUCACACUUCUGUACACAGUCUAAUACGUAGGAUCACCUGCAGAAAUGGCAAAGACUUUAUUUGCAUUUCAUGUGUUCCUAUCCCUGGCAUUCUUCAGCUUGUUGCAUCCUGUUUCCUGUGACUUUGGACCUAUCACCGGAGAUGAUGCCAAAUUUUGUCAAGGAGACCUUCAUGUAAUCUACCCCAGCUUGGGAGAUGUUUCUUGUGUAUAUGUACCAUACUGCUUUGAGUAUGCCCAAUGUUUGAGAAAAGUUUUGGGCUCCCCAUGGAUACGAUAUCCUUGUGCCAAACCAGAAGAGUUGUACACCCUGAUAAUGGUGGAUCCAGAUGCUCCAAGCAGAUCCAACCCAAUACACAGAUUCUGGAGGCACUGGUUGGUCACGGAUAUUCCAGGUGAUGUUCUCCUAAGAGGAAAAGGAGUAACUAGAACUGUUGCUUCUCCUUAUUAUCCACCAAGUCCACCACCUCAUAGUGGAUAUCACAGAUACCAAUUUCUGCUAUACAUUCAAAAUCCUGCCAUUUCUCCUUCUCUCAACCACAGCGAAAGAGCUCUGGGUCCCUGGGAUGUCUAUGCUUUUGCCCACCGCAGCAGAUUGAAAGAUCCUGUUGCUACAACUCAGUUUAUGACCAGAAAUCCACGUAUGUAGGAUAUAAUGUUUUUAAAACACGUGCAAAUUCUUGAUAUUACUCUGUGGUAUGUUUCUUUGUUGUAUCUUGUAUAUAUGAACUCAA